Messenger RNA from Octopus bimaculoides (California two-spot octopus), 3178 nucleotides. RefSeq lists its product as uncharacterized. Gene Ontology annotation, biological process: regulation of DNA-templated transcription. Gene Ontology annotation, molecular function: DNA binding; DNA-binding transcription factor activity, RNA polymerase II-specific. NCBI's taxonomy places the organism in Eukaryota, Metazoa, Mollusca, Cephalopoda, Octopoda, Octopodidae. The record is from RefSeq and is a predicted model, not a curated record.
AAUUAAGGCGGUGGUCCACCAUGGCUGCACCCAAAUGACUAAAGCAAGUCAUUUAUAGGGGUUGGACAAAAUAAUGGAAACACCUUAAAAUUUCUAGCAAAUUUACCCGAACAGUUACCCGGCUAAACUUCAAUACCAACAUCACUACCAUGCCGGGAUUUGAAUUCAGAACGCAAAUAGAGACUGAACAAAUACCGCAAGGUAUCCGGUUAGAUGAUCCUACAGUUUUGCCAAUUCAAUGAAGUGGAAUGGUGCGACCCUGUUUUUUUUAUUGAAUUAAAAAUGAUAAAAAGCGAAGCUGAAGUCGUCCAGAUUUGAACCCCGAUCGUGAAGAGUAGCAAAUAAAUACGGCGAAGCGUUUUUCUGAUGCACUAUCGACUGCACCAAUUCACAACCAUAACGUGUGUAUGUAUGUGAGUGCGUGUAUGUAUGUAUUUAUGUAUGUAUGUGUAUUUAUUUAUGUGUGUGUAUCGAUAUACCAAAAAUGCGUUCUGUUUGUUUUGUAAAUGUGUUGGUCACUUGGCUGAUGGCGACAAGUUGGGACAAUUGAUGUACAGAUGACAAUUAUUGAGGCUGACACACGUUGUAACCACUGUACCCUUAUCUCCAGAAAACAGGCGUACCCUUUCACGCAAGAAUUUACCGGUUUGGGGAGAAUUCUUGAUUCUUGAGAUUAUUUCCCGCUCUCAUAAGAACUUCAUCUUCAUUGUCAUUUAGUAGUUAUGAUAUGUCUUCGAGACGCGGAAAUAAUUUUAAUUAAUGAAGAUUAUAUAUUGUAAGGCAUUUGAUAUACCUGUAUUUGUCUGUGAUCUUCGUAUAUUAUACAUACCACUUUUUCCUUUCAGUUGCUCUCUUAGCUAAAUUGUGCUCAAUAUAUGCUCACACACACACACACACACACACACACACACACACACACACACACACACACACACACACACACACACACACACACACAAACAUACACACACACACGUACGCACAUAUGGUUCAAAUUCACAGAAAACAAAAGACAAAGACAGGUGAGAGAACAACAAUUAAGUAUUUUAGUUUGACAAUUGGGAAGAAUAGAAAAGUCUUCGACGUUUCGAGCCUUCGCUCUUCGACAAAAAAUAUUGAGAGGGGGAAAAAAAAGGACAUUUUUGAUAAUAUUUUUCUAAAUACCACUGGAAAGACGGAAUAUUCAUGGAUUGAAUGUCUUAUGUAGCUGGUCAAAUUGAUGAGGCUGAAGAUGAGACGAAACAACACCGAGUGUGAUGGCGCCGGCAAUGUCGACGACAAAAGAACACAAACAGCAACAACAACACGCUAUAACAACAAGUUGCGGAGUGAAGCUAACAAGCGAAACACAAAGUUGUCUCUGGAAGCUGCUAGAAACGGAAAGAACCAUUCUAUAUAACGAAAGCAAAAUGUCAGACACAGGUGCGCUGAUAUCAAAUAUAACUUGGAACAAUAUCGAUACCGACCAGAAUUAUCAGGUGUGCGAUGCUGAUUCUACGUUGGAAAUAUCGACAGAAAAUUCUUUAGUUCAAGAUCAGAAUCAAAGACAACCAACGGGGAGAUUGAACAUGCUGUCCACUUCAAACGAAUUUCCUGAGUGGAAAAAAGACUUAAACAUCCUUCGGCAUUCUACGCAAGCUACCACCUCACCUUUCUUACCACUUGAUGACCAGUAUCCAAACUACCAGGUAAUGUUCACACGGUCACAACCAUUCCCCCGUGAACUGCAGUAUGAAAACACUCAUUCAUCAGAUGCCAAACAAAAGGAAGAUAAGGCAACUUUGUCUCGUGUUACAUCAAAUAUAUCUCCUGAACUUCGAUCGCAACCCGUCACGACAAAAGAACCCCGUAAUUAUGAAGAGCUUUUUCAUCGUUCGAACUGUUAUCACACAGCUAUGAUAAACUCGCCGGCUUCAACCAUUCCGCCUCAUUUCCAGCGCAAUAUCUUUGAUUGCUAUUCUAAUGGAAAGACUAUCAACGAUGCUGUUUUCUCAGGAAAUACUACAUGUGAAGAUUUCGAACCAAAUUUUGACACCGCUUCUUUCGAUUCUGAGAAAAAGCUCCCUGGAUAUGAAACUUCUGAUAUGAGUUACAGGAACGAAAAUGAUAAAGUUUAUAAUUUUCAAAGAUUCCUCAAAACCCAUAGAAAUACGAACCCUAUAAGGGAUUGUCAGUCAAAAUUUGUAAAUUUUGAUAGCCAAACGCAGAGUUGCCAAUCUGGACCUUAUUUAAACAACCCUAAAUUAUCUCUUCCCGAUUGCAGCCGUUUUAUGCAAAUGGAAAAUGAACCAAACGUGACCGUUUUUAAAAAUAUUUCUCAAAGACCAUUCAAUUCACAUCUGCCCAUAUCGAUUAGGAGUGGGCCCCCGGAUUGUACUCGAACACGGCAACCUAUCAUCAGAAUGGAACCAGAAUAUUCCAUAAAUGCAGAUGACGAAUACGAAAUUGAAGAACGUACCUGUGUGAAUGUAAAUAUCGAUAAGUUACAUACGGGUGGAUUGGACAAGACCCCACCGUUGUGCAGUACUCCAGUCCACCCAUCAACCACCUCACCGUCAUUAUCUACAACAGCUGCAGCAGAAACAACAUCAUCGACGCCAUUAACGACGGCCUCUGCUUCUUCCUCGGAUUCUAAGGAGAUACCACAAAGAGAUCAAAUGAAACCGUUUCGGCAACCGUAUUUACCCUUUCAACUGGAAUUGCUUGAAGCCUCCUACAACAAGGAACGAUUUUGUUCAGGUGAAACCCGGAAAAAAUUGGUCAAACGAACUGGCCUUAGUGACAAACAGAUUCGUAUAUGGUAUCAAAAUCGACGAGCUAAAUCGAAGAAAAAAGCAAACACAUUUCGACACAACUUGCCAACUCGGAAUUGUAAAACGCCUCCUGAUUGGAUGUCAUCUAAAACAAGCGAUCACAAUGUUGAUGAUGACAAUGAUAAUGAUGAUGACGAUGAUGAUGAUGAUGAUAGUAGUUCAUUGGUUCCUGUUUCUUUGAAACGUGUACAGGUUUAUCGUCCCUGGUUUCCGUUCGGGAUUGACCCGAAGCAAUUCUGCCCAGUACAUCGACAGGAAACAGCUUCCAGAAGAUCAUCUCAUUCUUGAUAUCUUUCUCCUUCUCUCUCUGUAUGUCUCUGUCUGUCUGUCUGUCUGUCUGUCUGUCUGUCUGUCUGUCUGUCUGU